AUGGGAGGCUGCAGCACAUGGGCAUGGCCAGAGCUGCUGGUGCUGCUGGUGGUGCUGGGCAGCGCCUGGCUGCGGGUGGGCAGUGCCCAGCCCACCCCCCCGGGCCCCACGCAGCCCCCCGGGCCCCAGCUGAGGUUCCGCCUGGCCGGGUACCCCCGCAAGCACAACGAGGGGCGCGUGGAGAUCUUCUACAACGACGAGUGGGGCACCAUCUGCGACGACGACUUCACGCUGGGCAACGCGCACGUGCUGUGCCGCCACCUCGGCUUCGUGGCUGCCACUGGCUGGGCACACAGCGCCAAGUACGGCAAAGGAGUCGGGCGGAUCUGGCUGGACAAUGUGAAUUGUGCUGGAAACGAGAAGAGCAUCGGGGACUGCAAACACCGGGGCUGGGGGAACAGCGACUGCAGCCACGAGGAGGAUGCAGGUGUGGUCUGCAAGGAUGAACGCAUCCCAGGCUUUAAGGACUCCAAUAUCAUCGAGACGGAGCAGAGCCACCUGGAGGAGGUGCGGCUGCGGCCGGUGGUGUCCGGGGGGCGGCGGCAGCUGCCGGUGACAGAGGGCAUCGUGGAGGUGCGCUACAAGGACAGCUGGGCACAGAUCUGCGACCAGGGCUGGGACAGCCACAACAGCCGCGUGGUCUGCGGCAUGAUGGGAUUCCCUGCAGAGAAAAAAGUCAACAGGAACUUCUAUAGGAGGCUGAGGCGAGCAGCCAGGACCAAGGGCCCCAGCCUGAGGCUGGGCAGCAGGCUGGCCUCCAAAUCUCAGCCUAAACAAAAGCGCAGGGAGGACGUAGGGCCCAAGAAGAGGCUCUUCACAGAGCGGCAGCAGCUCAACUACCGCCUGCACUCGGUGUCCUGCACGGGGACAGAGGUGCACCUGUCCAUGUGCUCCUUCGAGUUCUACCGGGGCAACUCCUCAGCAGCCUGCGGCUCCGGCAUGCCCGCCGUGGUCAGCUGCGUGCCCGGGCCCCUCUUUGCCACUGGCAGUGCCCACAAGAAGAAACAGCGCCAGCAGCAGCAGCAGCAGGGCCAGCCCCGGAUCCGGCUGAAGGGCGGCGCCAGGGUGGGCGAGGGCCGCGUUGAGGUGCUCAGGAGCAGCGAGUGGGGCACCAUCUGCGACGACCGCUGGAACCUGCAGUCGGCCAGCGUGGUGUGCCGCGAGCUGGGCUUCGGCAGCGCCAAGGAGGCCCUCACCGGGGCACGCAUGGGCCAAGGGACAGGCCCCAUCCACCUGAACGAGGUGCAGUGCCGGGGCACCGAGAAGUCCCUGUGGAACUGUCCCUUCAGGAACAUCACCCAGGAGGACUGCAAGCACACGGAGGACGCUGCUGUUCGCUGCAACAUCCCCUACAUGGGCUACGAGAACCUGAUUCGGCUGAGCGGGGGCCGGAGCCGCUUCGAGGGGCGGGUCGAGGUGGCGGUGGGGGCUGGCGACGGGGACCAGCCCCGCUGGGGUCUGGUGUGCGGAGAAGGCUGGGGCACCCUCGAGGCGAUGGUGGCCUGUCGCCAGCUGGGGCUGGGAUUCGCUAACCACGGCUUACAAGAGACCUGGUACUGGGACGCCAGCAACGUGACAGAGAUGGUCAUGAGCGGGGUGAAGUGCGCUGGCCACGAGAUGUCCCUGAGCCACUGCCAGCACCACGGCGCCAGCCUGAGCUGCAGGAACACGGGCACGCGCUUCGCUGCGGGCGUCAUCUGCUCCGAGACCGCCUCAGACCUGCUGCUGCACGCGCCGCUGGUGCAGGAGACGGCGUACAUCGAGGACAGGCCGCUGCACAUGCUGUACUGUGCUGCUGAGGAGAACUGCCUGGCCAGCUCGGCCCGCCUGGCCAACUGGCCCUACGGCCACCGCCGCCUGCUCCGCUUCUCCUCGCAGAUCCACAACCGCGGCCGCGCCGACUUCCGCCCCAAGGCCGGCCGCCACUCCUGGGUCUGGCACGAGUGCCACCGGCACUACCACAGCAUGGACAUCUUCACCCACUAUGACAUCCUGACCCCCAAUGGCACCAAGGUGGCCGAGGGACACAAGGCCAGCUUCUGCCUGGAGGACACUGAGUGCGAGGAAGACGUGGCCAAGAGGUACGAAUGUGCCAACUUUGGGGAGCAGGGCAUCACCGUGGGCUGCUGGGACCUGUACCGGCACGACAUCGACUGCCAGUGGAUCGACAUCACUGAUGUCAAACCAGGCAACUACAUCCUGCAGGUCGUGAUCAACCCCAACUUUGAGGUGGCAGAAAGUGACUUCACCAACAAUGCCAUGAAAUGCAACUGCAAGUACGACGGGCACCGCAUCUGGGUGCACAGCUGCCACAUCGGAGAUGCACUCAGCGAGGAGGCCAACAAGCGGUUUGAGCAGUACCCAGGUCAGCUCAACAACCAGAUUUCAUAGGGCCCCGGCCCUGGGGAGACAGGCAUCUCCCUCCCUCACCCCAUACUGGUGGGAGGAAGCUGCUGGAAGACCGGCAGGGAGGCCUGAUGCCCAGUGCUGCUGCCACUGUGUCCUGCCGGGGACUGCCCAGGA
Messenger RNA from Agelaius phoeniceus (red-winged blackbird), 2523 nucleotides. The record is from RefSeq and is a predicted model, not a curated record. Lineage: Eukaryota; Metazoa; Chordata; Aves; Passeriformes; Icteridae.